GCUUCUCCCCGCCCAGGUCUGGCGAACGGCCCCGCAGCACGCUGGGGGUCUCGGUUUCCGGCGCUGCAGGCCGCGCACGCGUACUGCAGUGGGUCGCCAUCGCCUCUCGGUGUUCGAGACUGCGGGAGCCCGCGGGGCAACGCUGCGCAGCAGCUUUAACAUUUCAUGCCCAGAAUACAACCCUUGAUACCUGCUUGACCCAUUCUUCUGUCUCCUGAAGCCUGUGGGCUGGACUCCAGGACCCCAAGGCAGCCAGGUCAUUCUGCAUCAGGUCCCCAUACCUCUUCCGUGGUCGCAGCAGGACAGGUGGAGGAGGAGACAGGUCUCACGCAGUUGACUGAGGGCUGCUGGGCCACCCUAAAAGAAGCAGAGAGUUCUGUGUUCAGAGCCUGGUGAAACAAAAUGUGGAUAUGUUGUCUUACUGGAGCUGACAUUACACCCCAUAUCAAAAGAUGCUCCAGGAGAAUCAAAGGAGAAGAUGGGUAAAGAAGAGUCUAGAGUGGAAGAUGGCAGAUCAACUUGGAGGCCAGCUGAAAGGAAGCUGUGUAGAAAGAUGUCAGGGUGUGUGUAGGGCUCUGGCUGCCUUGCUAUACAGGACAGAGGUCCUGGUAUUGCUGACCUUUCUUGGGUCCUUGUUAUCCUAACCGUCUCUGCUGAGUUCUUGGCUAGACACAGUUGCAUUUUUGUGGAGGCCUGGGAAGAUGUUGCCUUUGGAGAGGGCACUGGCCUCCCCAAGAAGCUCCCCACCUCACCCAGAACCACCUACUGUGCGGCCAGAAGUUAGAUCCCAACAGGAAGUGCCCAGUCAGCAGGAGGAACCCAACCAGGGGGAAGUAGUCAUUAAGCAACAAGAACCUAGCCAGCAGGAGGGACCCAGGAGGCAGGAUGAACCCAUCCAGGAAGAAGAACCCAUCCAGGUGCUGGAAUCUAGUCAGAGAGAUGAGCCCAACCAGGGAGAAGAAUCCAGUCAGCAGGAUAAUCCUCUCAAUCAGAGGGAAGAACUCAGUGAACAACAAGAACCCAGCCAGCGGGAUGAUCCUAGUCAGGAGGAAGAACCUAGCCAGUGGGAAGAACCUGGCCAGAAGGAUGUACCUAUGCAACAAGAAGAACCUAUGCAGCAGGAUGAGCCUCACCAGUGGGAAGAACCCAUGCAGCAGGAGGAGCCCAUGCAGGAGGAGGAGCUCAUGCAGCAGGAGGAGCCCAUGCAGCAGGACAAAACCAUCCAACAAGAGCCAGUUCAGCAGGAUAAGUCCACCACACAGGAAGAACUCAUCCAGCAGGAGGAACUCAUCCAGCAGGAGGAAUUUAUUCAGCAGGAGGAACCUAUCCAACAGGAAGCCUUCAUUCAGUACGAAGAACCCAUUCAAGAUGCUUCCAUCCAACAGGAACUCAUCCACCAGGAGGAGUCCACUCAGCAGGAUAAGUCCAUCCAAAAGGAAGAAUUUAUUCAGCUAGAGAAGCCCAUCCAGCAGGUAGGGUUCAGCAAACAGGAGGAACCCAGCCAACAGAAAGAGCCUAGCCAGAAGGAUCAACCCAACCAACAGGGAGAACCCAGCCAGCAGGAAGAACCCAGCCAGCAGGAAGAACCCAGCCAAGAGGAAGAACCCAGCCAACAGGAAGAACCCAGCCAAAAGGAAGAGUCCAGCCAAGAGGAAGAACCCAGCCAACAGGAAGAACCCAGCCAGCAGGAAGAACCCAGCCAGCAGGAAGAACCCAGCCAGCAGGAAGAACCCAGCCAGCAGGAAGAACCCAGCCAACAGGAAGAACCUAACCAGCCGGAAGAACCCAGCCAACAGGAAGAACCCAGCCAACAAGAAGAACCCAGCCAACAGGAAGAACCCAGCCAACAGAAAGAACUCAGCCAACAGGAAGAACUUAACCAGCCGGAAGAACCCAGCCAACAGGAAGAAACUAACCAGCUGGAAGAACCCAGGCAACAGAAAGAACCUAACCAGCUGGAAGAACCCAGGCAACAGAAAGAACCUAACCAGCUGGAAGAACCCAGGCAACAGAAAGAACCUAACCAGCCAGAAGAAUCCAGGCAACAGGAAGAACCUAACCAGCUGGAAGAACCCAGGCAACAGAAAGAACCUAACCAGCCGGAAGAAUCCAGGCAACAGGAAGAACCUAACCAGCUGGAAGAACCCAGGCAACAGGAAGAACUCAGCCAACAGGAAGAACCUAACCAGCCGGAAGAACCCAGGCAACAGGAAGAGCCUAGUCAAAAGGAUCAACCUAACCAACAGGAGGAAUCCAGCCAACAGGAAAAGCCUACCCAGCAGAAGGAAACAGAAACCAGCACUGAAAGAUCUGCUGCUGACCUGGAGUUUUCCCGCCUACGCUUUCGGGAGUUUGUCUACCAGGAGGCAGCUGGACCUCACCAGACUCUGGCCCAGCUUCAUGAGCUAUGCCGCCAGUGGCUGCGGCCCGAGGCCUGCUCCAAAGAGCAGAUCGUGGAGCUGCUGGUUCUGGAGCAGUUUCUGGGCAUCUUGCCAGACAGGGUUCGUCCCUGGGUGGUAGCCCAGUAUCCUGAGAACUGCGAGAAGGCUGCCUCCCUGGUGGAGGGUCUCUCUGACAUCCUGGAGGAGCCAGGAAUGAUGUUGUGUUCCCCAGGUGGGCCAUCAUCUUCAUUCAGCGAGGGAGACUAUAAGAGGUGUCCUGAGUCCCUGCUGCUACCACGUGGGUUGUUGGGUCCCAGCAGAGACCUAAGACCUAGGGACAUCCUUGUACGCCGUGAUACGUCUCCUCUUCUUCCAGCCUGGCCUACUCUGGAAUCUGUACAUCUGGAUGAAAAACAUUUAGAGGGAGAAAAGAAUGAAGAGGCCAACUCUGUCACAGCUGAGCCAAAGGAGUCUCUACAGUCAGAAUGGGACAACCUGGACCCCACAGAAGAUAACCUGACCAGUUACAGCAAGCUGCUCCUGUUGGGGUGUCAGUUUUUCCAGGCUGGUCCAUCCUCCACGCUGGAGACAGAACCAGAGGAAUGUUGUGUGGCAGAAGAACUACCAGGAGGCAGCCUCCCAGACAGUACGGGGCAGCAGGAAAGCAAAGGAAAUAUGUGUGAGGAAGUCUCCAUGGGGGAGACACUGAUGGAGAGGCUUUCAGGGGAUGUUCCUGUUAGUCCUUCGAUAGACACUGCCCAGGAGGAACAGCAACCUCAGAAGGCUCUGGAUGCUGAGGAUGAGGAUUCAAGUCCUGCCAGUCCCCAGAGGCAAUCAGUCAUCCAGCAGUCAGCCCAGGACAAGGCUACACCACAUAAAGGCACUGGGACAAAGAGGCCUCAUCCAGAUGACGAGGACGAAGAGGACCCUGAGUGUCCGUCCAGCACCAGCAGCUACAAGCUGCCAUUUGAUGCAGGGAAGGGGCUCCAUGUGGGUGGCCGUGAUUCUGGGCAGGACCCAGGAACUUCUGCUGUGCGAUGCCCUGCAGUUGAUGAGUUUCAUGCAUCCCAAGGGAACCCCUAUACAUGUAGUGAAUGUGGCAAGGCCUUUGCAUGGAUCUCGAACCUUAUAGAGCAUCAUAAGAGCCACAGCACUGAGACAUGCUAUGCAAGCCAGGACUGCUAGGACCCCUUCCAGUUCAGCAUGGCUGUGGUCAAGCACCAGAAGAGUCACAUACAAAAAAAGAAAAGCCACGCUCAGUGCCCAUCUCUGCCACAAGCAAAGCCACUGGUGAGAGGAUUGACAGCUCCUAGUGUGUGGGUAGUUUUCCCUGUACAACCUGAGGUGUCAGAUGAGGAACUCUGCUAUGAGUAUCCCAUGACAUGACAGUUGUAUGUAGCAUGAGUGUUCUUAAGGCGCAUGUGUGGUGGUGGCUUCCUGUGGUAUCUAUGGGCACAUCUGUGUUACUUUCUGGAUGCUCAUGUACUGAAAGCAACUGGAAAUGGGUAUGGCCCACAGGAAGCCCUCAUCUUAGAAACAUACUUUGGGCUAAUGUCCUAUCCUGUAAGCCAUCAGAUAUGAGGGAAAACUCCAUUUCUGCAGUGUUUUAAUACCACACAUACUCUGGUCAUUUGACAUUGUACAACGUGUUACGUUGCCUUAAAGUAUGUGGUGUUUUCUUGAGCAUUCCUUGCCUCAGUUGCUUCUCCUUGAGCUCCCUGUCUGUUCACACAUCUAUUUGGCCUUUUUGUAAAUAUGUAAUGUCAGGUUUACUUCUGAAUCCUCAAGAGUAAAAAUUGUUCCUGAGUUCAAGUUACAUGUAUUUUAAUAUAUGGAGUUGCUUGCAAAGAUCACAAAAACUUUUUGGAUUGUGUGUUUCAGCCCAUUAGUGAAAUUGUGAAAUCCAGUUGGUGGAUGGCCACUGGCAUUACAAUGAAGUAGAAUAAAGUAGGUCAGAAUGCAUCAUGCAGCAAAGGCAAGUAUUGUUUUGUGAAACUUCUCAGCUGUGUAUCUAAUAUGAGAGCUGGCUACCAUGUUAAAUGUAUUUAUUAGGGGUAUGAUCAAAAGAGGUUUAAAAAUACUACAAAGGCUGAAGAAAUGAUCUGUAUCUGAACUAAGAACCAAAUGUGGCCUACAUAGGUGAUCUUGAGGUUUUGCUUUAACUUCAGUUUACAGCAUUGUUUCUGUUGCCUUACCAUAAAUUUAAUUGCCAUGUAGAUACAGAAAGGUGUCUCUGUCAGUGUUUGAGGAGGCAAUUUGUGUAACCCCCAAACCAGAGGCUUACCAUAAUAAAGUAUU
Microtus oregoni (creeping vole) is the source of this 4679-nucleotide messenger RNA. RefSeq names its product zinc finger and SCAN domain containing 18 (gene Zscan18). The transcript has 10 exons. The coding region runs from base 702 to 3566 and encodes 954 amino acids. Lineage: Eukaryota; Metazoa; Chordata; Mammalia; Rodentia; Cricetidae. The record is from RefSeq and is a predicted model, not a curated record.